Molecule: messenger RNA, 1260 nt
Organism: Zerene cesonia (dogface butterfly)
Lineage: Eukaryota; Metazoa; Arthropoda; Insecta; Lepidoptera; Pieridae
Gene: Naxd
Product: ATP-dependent (S)-NAD(P)H-hydrate dehydratase-like
Exons: 2
Coding region: 205-1167 (320 amino acids)
Biological process (GO): metabolite repair
Molecular function (GO): ATP-dependent NAD(P)H-hydrate dehydratase activity
Source: RefSeq, a predicted model, not a curated record
AUUUCGCAACAGCCGACGUUUUUAUCGGUUAUAAAAUGUCACGGUUCCAACCGUCUACAUGUAUGAACGCCCUUAGAUUAAGUGUCAACACGCAACUUUGUUACUUAUGACAAAUGUCAAAAUUGUAGUUUCAAAGUCUUUUAACUUCAUGCCGAAACUCAAGCAAUAAAUAUUUUUUAUUUAUAAAUACAUAUUAGCUAAUCUAUGUUGAGUUUAAGAAUAAAUAAAACAUUUUUAAAUCAUUUUAAUCUUAAAAAAAUUCUGACUGCACAAAUGAAUACGGUUGAGGUAAUGAAACUCGCACAAUUAUGCAUUCCUGCACUUGAUAAUAGCAAACAUAAAGGUCAAGCUGGUCGAAUAGGAAUUAUUGGGGGUUCAUUAGAAUAUACAGGAGCACCUUAUUUUGCAGGAAUAAGCGCACUUAAAGUAGGGGCUGAUUUAGUUCACAUAUUUUGUGCAUCACAAGCAGCUACUGUUAUUAAAUCUUAUAGCCCAGAGUUAAUUGUUCAUCCUUUAUUAGAUGAUGAGAAUGCAGUUGAAAAAAUUUCUCCUUGGUUUGAAAGAUUGCAUGUCAUUGUUAUUGGACCAGGUUUAGGCAGAGAUAGCAAUAUUUUUUCAGUAACAGCUGAACUCAUAGAAGUCAUUCGUGAAAAACAAAUACCUUUAGUUUUAGAUGCUGAUGGUUUAUAUCUUAUUACUGAGAAUUGUAAUCUGAUACAAGAUUUUCACUCUCCCAUAAUAUUAACUCCAAACAAGAUAGAAUUUGAACGUCUGUCUAAUAAAAUAGAUAUAUCAUCUAAACUAAUUCACGAAGGUAGCAAUAUAACAAUUUUAAAAAAGGGGGAAUUUGAUGAGGUGCUGAGUCCUGUAGCUAAUGUUCAGUGGAAUUCAAAUAUUGGUGGUUCUGGUAGAAGAUGUGGCGGUCAAGGAGAUAUUUUAUCAGGUUCCCUUGCUACAUUUUUGCACUGGACUUUAAAUGCCAAGGAAAAUAUUUGCAUUGGAGAGCUUGAUAAACAAUUUAUAGCAUCAUCAAUUGCUUGUUAUGCUGCAUCACUACUUGUUAGGAAAUGCAAUGAGGAAGCUUUUAAAAGAAAAGGACGGAGUAUGUUAGCCACUGAUAUGAUUGAGUAUAUACAUACUGUUUUCAAUGAGUUUUAUGAAAAAUAAAUAAAGGCAUUGUAUAUUAUUUGGUGUAAGGAUAAAAAUUAUAAUUACUAUGUAUUCUUAUGUUUUAUGUAAUUAAAAUAAUCAAUUUUUCUA